AUGGCUAUUCAAUUGCAGACGUUGGAAGCAGAUGAAACAAUUCUGGAAACUAUUUGGUCAAGCUUCAUCACCGGCAACGCCCCGAAAUGCUCUCAGCCCGGCUCAGAAAGAGGCGAAGCACAGCUUGCAAUGCUAGAGAGGCUUCCGAGCCUUGGCAGAUGGAUAUCCAUGGGAGCCGAAAGCUGGGAAGAGCUUCUUGGUGGGAUCAUAUCAUCUGAUGGCUGCAGAAGUGCUUCCCCCACAAAUUCAGCAACGCAACACUGCUUAUCACCGACAGCUGAAUGUCCAAAAGCAGAAAAAGUAGCUUCUUCCAGCAAUUACAAGGGGGUAAGGAGGAGGCCAUGGGGAAAGUUUGCAGCAGAGAUAAGGGACCUAUCGAGAAGAGGCGCACGAGUUUGGCUCGGAACUUUUGAAACUGCUGAAGAAGCAGCUCUUGCCUUUGAUGUUGCUGCUUUGAGAAUGAGAGGUCCUCGGACUCGCCUAAAUUUUCCACUAGAGGUAGUGGAAAGUGCAUCUUCAGAAGCCACCUGGAUUGAAAAGCCACAAAGAAGUGCUUCUUCUACUUGUCCUGCUUGUCCACUGUAUGGAUUCACUGUAACAAGUCAGAAAAGUAAGAGGCGAAGGAAAAGGAAAUGGAAUUAUACUGAGGAGGUUGUUCAUGAAGUACCAGCACAGAAGAGAACCAGCUGCAUCCAGGAGAUUGUAAGUACCCAAACAGACGUCGUGGUUUUGCAAGACCUUGGUAGUGAAUACUUGGAAAGGUUAUUGUCUUCUUAACAAUAGGAAAAAAUAUGUUUCCAAAGUACAAAAGCAAUAAGUUGAAAUAUAACAUGUUUAGCUAGCAAAUUAUAAUUGUUAUGAGACUGUUUAAUGCCUUCGUUAUUUCUACUGUCAGGAUUAGCUAAGUUCUGAUGGUUCACAAUAUGUAACUAUUAUGGUCAGUUGAUGUAGAUAAUCUUAAUUUUACAUGCAAUAUAUAAAACAACAGCAACAACCACAACAGCAACAACAACAGCAACUAAUCCUUUAAUCCUAAUUUAAUUCGGAGUUGGCCACUCCCAUAAAAUACACUUGUGCCAAGUCUUGUAAUAAAGUAAACUUUAGUCAAUAUCUUUGGAGAAUCUCACAAAGAAUUAUCAUCAUCACCGCAAU
Messenger RNA from Ananas comosus (pineapple), 1152 nucleotides. Its product is annotated as ethylene-responsive transcription factor 2-like. Gene Ontology annotation, biological process: regulation of DNA-templated transcription; ethylene-activated signaling pathway. The coding region runs from base 1 to 777 and encodes 258 amino acids. Gene Ontology annotation, molecular function: DNA binding; DNA-binding transcription factor activity. Lineage: Eukaryota; Viridiplantae; Streptophyta; Magnoliopsida; Poales; Bromeliaceae. The transcript has a single exon. The record is from RefSeq and is a predicted model, not a curated record.